UUUAGGCAUUCAAACCAAACGCAGCACAAACAUGAGCAUCACAGGAAAAUUAUAUUAUUCCGCGAGUGUUGGUGCUAUAAUUGCACGUGUUACUGUACUUAGAUGGUUAUCAAUGUCAGGAUCGCGAUGUAUCACAGAAUCUAAAGCUAAAGAAGCAGCCGAGGAUGAGGUCCUUAUAAAAGAUGUUGGAGAUAAGGGCGUAAUAAUUUUAAACCGACCUAAGGUAUUAAAUACUGUAAAUUUAUCCAUGGCCAGAAAAGUAUAUUCCAUUCUUAAACAAUGGGAAUCUUCAAAGAAGUUGGUAAUAAUAGAAGGUAUGGGUGAUAAAGCGUUUUGUGCGGGUGGUGAUGUUAAAUCGCUUGCCUUGGCAUUGACUGAAUCAAAAGAAGACUUUUAUUUUAUUGAAGAAACAUUUAGACAAAACUAUAACUUAAAUUAUUUGGUCGGAACAUAUGAGAAACCUUAUAUUGCUAUCAUGAAUGGGAUAACAAUGGGAGGCGGUGUUGGAUUAGCUAUAUUUGGCAAAUAUAGAAUUGCCACAGAAAAAACUCUCUGUGCUGUUCCAGAAACAGCAAUAGGAUUAUUUCCCGACGCUGGUGCGACUUAUUUCUUGUCCAGACUGAAAGGUAAACUGGGUGUCUAUUUAGGCCUGACAGGACACAAGUUAAAAGGUGUCGAUGUUCUCUUUGCUGGAAUCGCGACGCAUUUUGUACCAUCGGAGAAACUCAUGGAUUUGAAACGCGAUUUGUUAACGUUGCAUGAAGUUGACAAGUCUGUUUUAACCAUUUUAAAUAAGUAUCAACCGAAAUUAAAUUAUAAAUUCAGCUUGGCACCUCAUAUGUCACAGAUAGAAAAUUGUUUCUCUGCUCCAACCGUUGAAGAGAUAAUUGAGAGAUUGAAAAAAGAUAAUUCAGAAUGGGCACAAAAAAACAUAGAUAUACUACUCAAAAUGUCUCCGUCUUCUCUCAAAAUCACCAAAAAAGCGAUCGAUGAAGGAAAAGAAAAAUCCUUAGUUGAUUGUUUAAAGAUUGAGUUUAGAUUGGUUUGUACCGCUUUAACCAAAGACGGUGAUUUCUAUGAAGGUGUCAGAGCUCUUUUAAUCGACAAAGAUCAGAAACCAUUAUGGAAGCCGACAUCUUUGCCCGAUGUAACGAAUGAAUAUUUAAAUAAACGGUUCGCAAUGCUUCCCGUGGAAAAAGAAUUGCAGUUGUGUACCAGAAAACUAAAUGGAAAUUAAGAGAGUUUUUUAUGUAGUUUUUUAUGUGUGGAUACAGAACUAGGCAUUUCGAUGCCUGAGGCAAAAAAUGCAUUUCUUAGUUCUUAUAAAAAUAAUAUUUCUUUAUGACAUGUGAAAUAUAAUAAAAAAUAAUAUGAAUUAAUGUUAAUUAAUAGUAUAUAUUAAUAUUAAUUUAAUAUAAUCAUGUAUACGCAGGAGAAGAGUACGUUACAAUCAUACCAUGUAUAUUACAAAUAUAGUUACUAAAAUUACAA
Messenger RNA from Atta colombica, 1491 nucleotides. Its product is annotated as 3-hydroxyisobutyryl-CoA hydrolase, mitochondrial-like. The transcript has 8 exons. NCBI's taxonomy places the organism in Eukaryota, Metazoa, Arthropoda, Insecta, Hymenoptera, Formicidae. Gene Ontology annotation, molecular function: 3-hydroxyisobutyryl-CoA hydrolase activity. Gene Ontology annotation, biological process: L-valine catabolic process. Bases 32 to 1237 code for a protein of 401 amino acids. The record is from RefSeq and is a predicted model, not a curated record. Gene Ontology annotation, cellular component: mitochondrion.